AUGAGUUGGAAACAAAUUUGCAAGGACAAAAACAUCAGAGGUCUUGGCAUUAGAGGGAUCGAAGGUUUCAACUUGGCAUUCUUGAGAAAAUGGAAGUGGAGAUUGCUGACAAAAAAGGCUAUUUGGUACGAUGUUUUGACGGCUAGAUGUGACAACUUCGAACAACUUAUUCUGGAUGGAAUUUGUAUGGAAAUGUCAAGUUUACUAUUGGAGAAGGGUCUUACACCCCAUUAUGGUAUACUGAUUGGUAUGGUACUCAUAUCUAUUCUAUGUUUCCUAAUUUAUAGUGUUAGUAGGUUGAAAUCUGAAAGGGUGAGUAAUAUGGAUGCUUGGAUCAACGAUUCAUGGGUUUAG
Molecule: messenger RNA, 354 nt
Organism: Lathyrus sativus (Indian pea)
Lineage: Eukaryota; Viridiplantae; Streptophyta; Magnoliopsida; Fabales; Fabaceae
Source: the annotation of a GenBank genome assembly